Eutrema salsugineum is the source of this 990-nucleotide messenger RNA. RefSeq lists its product as uncharacterized. The record is from RefSeq and is a predicted model, not a curated record. Lineage: Eukaryota; Viridiplantae; Streptophyta; Magnoliopsida; Brassicales; Brassicaceae. The coding region runs from base 309 to 857 and encodes 182 amino acids. The transcript has 6 exons.
AGAGUAACAAGUCGAAUGCGUGUGACUGAAAUGUCGUCCACCAUUUCUUAAGCCUGAAAGCUGCAGAGUUAGUUAGUAUCGAUCUGCAACUUUCACAAACCGAGGAAAGCAAACACAUGUGGAGUGAAUCCAUGAAGCUAUUUGCUAUAUUUAGUGAGGAGAGAAGAUCCGUUCUCUUGAGUCCUGACCAAUCGAAAUACUUGUCUUGAAGCAGUAAUAUUUCGUUUACUCGGACUAUUAGAGAUCGAGGAGAGUGAUCUUUCCAAAGCUGCAAAGGAAUAAAAGUUUUAGAAAAGAUCGCUUUUGAAAUGGGUGACAUCAUCGGUCACAAAGAUAGGCAAAUAUGGUUACCCUCUCAUGUUCUCCAAGAUCCCUUGUUUGAUCAUUCCAACAAACAUCAGUUGCAGAAAUUCGUCAAGAAUGAUCACCACCAUGGCAACAAUGGAUUCCGUCGACCGGGUGCACCUCCUUUAAGAGAAACUUUUCCUUUGAACUAUAAUACAAGACAAAAGCAGCAAAACAAUUGGCAACGGAGUAAAGGAGAGGACCGGAUGCAAGCAUUUUUCUUGGUUUCCCCGGGCCGUACAACUUCUGGCACCGGAGUUUUUCUUCCGGCCACUGCUUCUCAACCGCAAACCAAAAAACCAGCUUGCUCGCCGGUGCUUCUCCCGGCGCGUGUUGUUCAAGCGCUCAAUCUCAACGUUCACAACAACGGUAUUCAUAUUUGCCCCCGUUCAGAAAUUCGAGAAAAUGAUUCGAAGAAGAAGAGCAAAAUGGUGGAAACACCUAUGAACAUUGAAGUCGAGACUCCAAUUGAUUCGCCGGAGAAACUUCUCCCGGAGGAAUGGACUUAUUGAUUACCCGACUGUGAUUUGCCAUUGACCAAUUUUUCUCUCUUAAUAAUGUGAAGAUUUAGAAUCAAAUAAAAAUAAAAUGAUUCUUCUGUCGUUUGUUACCAUUGGAUUAGUAAUAAAUACCCAAAAUAAGAUU